CUGAGCAAGUUACAUAAUCCGAGCCAAUCAGCGAAAGUGUACUGUCCGGAUUCCUCCCGCGAUGUAGCAAACAUGUGAAUGCACCUUGAUGGGAUAGUGGCCCACCGGAUAAAAAGCGUUUCUCAUCGAACAGUUUUGCAGUCAGACAAUUCACAGACUUGGGUGUGAAGUGUAAGUGAAACUAAAGGACACAAAGAAGCCAUGGCGUCCAACAAGAGAGUGAUGAAUCUGAGAGAAGACCUCACUUGUGCCAUAUGCUGCGACCUCUUCAGAGACCCGGUGAUGCUCGGUUGUAUGCACCACUUCUGCAAGCGCUGCAUCUCAACCUACUGGAAAAAUAUCCGGGGACCCGUUCCGUGUCCACAGUGUCGCCAGGAGUUCCCCUCUCGACAGUUUCAAACUAACUAUUUAGUUGCGGGCCUUGUGGAUAAAGUAAGGGCCAGCUCUUCGGACGGUUAUGUCAAGAAUGUUGAGAAACAACUCAAAGAGACUCUGGAGUCCCAACGCUCGAAAAGGGAGGACUACAUCAGCAUGAUCCGCAAAGACAAAGAGAAGGUUGACGCACUAAAGAAAGUGGGUGCCGAGCUGCAGGAGCGAAUCCGGGCCGACUUCUACGCGCUACACAGCUUCCUGCAGGAGGAGGAGGCGUCGCUGCUGGAGCAGCUCCGGAGGGAGCAGGAGGAGUGGGAGCAGGUACUGCAGCGCCACCUGGAGGUCCUCAAGGGCGCCGUGAGGGAGGUGGAGCGGGCCGUGGGCGCCCUGCAGCAGGCCGCGGACACCAUGGACACCAGCGUCCUCGUGGAGCUCCCAGAUUUGAAUUCAAGAUCAUCACUACAACUCGGUGAAGGACAAGAUUUUGACUGUAAUGUUUUCAGCAGCAAAUAUGUGGCUCCGAUUCAGUACGCCACCUGGAGAAAGAUGUUCCAGGUCCUGAAGCCAGGCCCAGCCCCGGUGACCUUCGAUGAGGACACGGCCCACCCUAGCCUCAUCCUAUCGCGGGACAGGACCUCAGUGGUGGAGCUGCAGGAGAUGCAGCCGUACCCGCGCCUCCCCAAGCGCUUCGUCCAGUGCGUCAACGUCCUGGGGGCCCAGGGCUUCGCGUCCGGCCGGCACUACUGGGAGGUGGCGGUGGGCACCAAGCCCAAGUGGGACCUGGGGGUGGCCCUGGAGGCCGUGGACCGGCAGGCCCGGGUCAAGCUCUGCCCGGAAAACGGCUACUGGACCCUGCGGCUGCGCUGCGGGAACCAGUACUCCGCGGGGACGCAGCCGUGGACGCCGCUGCGGCUGGUGGCGCACCCGCGGCGCGUCGGCGUGUUCCUGGACUUCGAGGAGCGCCGGGUGUCCUUCUACGACGCGGACGACAUGACCCUGCUGACCUCGUUCUGCGACGGACCCAGGGGGAAGGCGUUGCCGUUCGUGAGCACGUGCGUCACUGAUCCGGGCCAGCGGACACAGCCCAUGCGCUUCGUCCAUCUCCCAGUGGAGUUUCUGUGAGGGAGUCGCUCACACAGGCCCUCAGAAGAGAGACAAUUCAGCCUUCCGUACUGUACUGUUUCCCAGUACUGUAUACAAUCCCUAUACCGUAGCUGCACACACUUGUUUCUGCAUUGAUCAAAGCUUAGGAAGGUCAUGCUCUGGUGCCUUAAAAAGUCACGUGAUGGGAGAGAGUGUGUUUUAGGAAUGUGUGAGUGUGAGAAAGAGAGAGAAAACUGCUGCUUUGGGUUUUUGUUCUUUGUUCAUAUCUGUUAAAUCUGGUCUAAUUGUUACGCUGUAUUGUCAUUUUGUAUUAAGCACCUUUGAACUCCACAAAUCACUUCAGAGGGAAUGAAGUCACAUGUUGGAGGAUGGAAAUGGAUGGAAACCAAGUGUUCACUUGAUAAGCUGUAAAAUGAAUGAUUUUAUUUGGAAAUACACAAGCGCGAAUUUGUAUUUUCUUUUCUCCAGCCAGUGGUAUCUCUUUUUGUAAUUUUGUUUGAAAUGAACACCUACAAUAAAGCCAGAGUCAGUUCACAUUCA
Messenger RNA from Clupea harengus (Atlantic herring), 2016 nucleotides. RefSeq names its product tripartite motif containing 105 (gene trim105). Lineage: Eukaryota; Metazoa; Chordata; Actinopteri; Clupeiformes; Clupeidae. The record is from RefSeq and is a predicted model, not a curated record. Gene Ontology annotation, molecular function: metal ion binding; protein binding.